Megalops cyprinoides (Indo-Pacific tarpon) is the source of this 1948-nucleotide messenger RNA. RefSeq names its product UTP3 small subunit processome component (gene utp3). The record is from RefSeq and is a predicted model, not a curated record. Gene Ontology annotation, cellular component: small-subunit processome; nucleolus. Gene Ontology annotation, biological process: maturation of SSU-rRNA from tricistronic rRNA transcript (SSU-rRNA, 5.8S rRNA, LSU-rRNA). The transcript has 16 exons. Lineage: Eukaryota; Metazoa; Chordata; Actinopteri; Elopiformes; Megalopidae. Bases 284 to 1702 code for a protein of 472 amino acids.
GGGAAGUUCGCAGCUCUCCACAUUUCUGGAGAACAUCAAUUGUAAACCUUCCGACUGUUGUAGCUUUAAUAUUUAACACAUCAUGUUAAUAUAGCUAGACUUAUUACCCCGGAAAAUGGAUUGCAGAUCAUUGUUCAUAGCAGCUGCACGUGUUGACUGCUAUUUACUUUGGUGAAAUUCAUCAAGAUUUUAACUAAUCUAGCUAAUUCGCUGCAGAACCCAGUCUUAACUUCUGCCUACUGCACUACAGUUGGUUGACAAAGUUACCUCUUUCUAUGCCAAGAUGGGGAGACCACGGAGGGCAGUGCGUCAGCCAAAGCCGAAAAAGACAGAUGAGUAUGACAGCGACGACUCCGCUGCCUACAAGGACAUGCCAGUCCCGGAUAAGAAAUCCUCCAAGUAUGUAGAAGACGAGAUUGCGGAAUUUCACAGUAAGAAAAUCUCGAAACUGCUGUCAGAGGGAGUGCAGGCAGACAGUGACCAGGAGGACAUCGCCGAUGAGGAGGAGGUGAUGCCUCUGGAUGUUUCAGACUCAGAAGAGGAUGAGGAGGAGGAGGAGGAAGAAGAAGAGGAGGAGAUAGACAUGGACAGUGACCUUGAGGGAAAGAAGGAUGAUGACCUGCCCAAUGAAAUGGCAUGGGGACUCAGGAAGAAGAUGUACUACGAUUCUGACUAUGUCGCCGUCAAGGGGAAAUCUCAAGAGGAGGUGGAGGCUGAGGAUGAGGAAGAGGAGCAGGAGGCGAAGAAUAUCCAGAGGCGCCUAGUUGGAAACCUCAGUGAGGAAGACUAUGACCUGCACCUUCUCCAGGAGUUUGCUGUGGAGGAGGAGGUGGAGAAGCCCCCACAGAAGGAGGAGAAGAUCAUGAAGGACCUGGAAAAAAUGUCAAACAAGGAGAAGCUGAAGCUGCUGAAAAAGGAGUCUCCAGAGCUGCUGGAGCUCAUCCAGGACUUCAAGGCCAAGCUGACAGAGCUGAGGGAUGAGAUCCAGCCUCUCCUAGAGAUGGUGAAAGAUGGGCGGAUCCCGGAGGGGAAGGGUGCAGACUACCUCCGGACCAAGCAGCAGCUAUAUCUGAACUAUUGCACAAAUAUCAGUUUUUACCUGGUGCUGAAGGCCAGAAGAGUCCCAGCCCAGAACCACCCUGUGAUAGAGAGGCUUGUCUCCUUCAGAAACCUGAUUAAUGACCUGGGAGAGGUGGAUGCCAGGCUGGCCCCGCAGAUGCGCCAGCUGCUCUCUGAAGCCCAGCAGCAGGAGGCUGGCAGGAGACUCACCGGCAGCAAGCACAACAGCGCCUCCGGCAGGAGGGAGACGGUGGCGGAAGAGUCCGGCUCUGCAGAGGCCGUGGGGGAGUCUGACUCAGACCUGGAUGAGGAGGCGGCCCUGCGCUUCUACAAACAGCAAGAGGCGAGCCUGAAGCUGAAGAGGAGCAAGGCAGAGCCUGAGGAAGAGCUGGAGGAAGAUGAGGAUGAGCUGGACCCAGAAGCUAAGAGAGGCAUUACAUACCAGAUGGCCAAGAACAGGGGCCUGACACCAAAGAGGAAGAAGAUCGAUCGAAACCCGCGUGUCAAACACAGGGAGAAAUUCCGUCGCGCCAAGAUCCGCAGAAAGGGCCAGGUUCGAGAGGUACGUAAGGAGGAAGAGAAGUACAGUGGAGAAUGGUCCGGUAUUCGCGCCGGAGUUAUAAAGAGCACAAAAUUCAAGUAACGGAUCCGACGGCGAUCAGAAGACUUAAAGAACGUGGAACUGGACAGGGAUCUGUUCUGAGACAGAUCGGAUCUCUGAGAGUAACGCUGGGAACAGCUGUGGAAAGUAAAACCAGAAAAAGGCCCGUUUAUACAGCUGUGUUUUCAGAACAGAACUGUAAUGGACUGUUUUGCAGUUCUCUUGAAUUUCACUCAUGAGUCCUUUAAAUAAAAGUUGUUGCUUAGUUAUUUACAUUAUUGUUUAAUA